Messenger RNA from Cryptotermes secundus, 1764 nucleotides. Its product is annotated as nucleosomal histone kinase 1. Gene Ontology annotation, cellular component: cytoplasm; nucleus. Gene Ontology annotation, biological process: peptidyl-serine phosphorylation; signal transduction. NCBI's taxonomy places the organism in Eukaryota, Metazoa, Arthropoda, Insecta, Blattodea, Kalotermitidae. The record is from RefSeq and is a predicted model, not a curated record. The coding region runs from base 1 to 1764 and encodes 587 amino acids. Gene Ontology annotation, molecular function: protein serine/threonine kinase activity; ATP binding. The transcript has a single exon.
AUGAUUAAUGAUUGGAAGAAGGGAAGGAACUUGAAACAUGUAGGAUUAUCCCACUACAUAGGAUCUGGCUCACAUGUCUACAGAGGCCAAAAAUAUCGCUUUCUAGUGCUGGAAAGAUAUGGCCUGGAUCUUGACAAACUGUUAACACAGAAUGGGAGAUUCCCAGUUAAGACUGUAUGUUACCUUGGUAUACAAAUUCUGGACGCAUUAGAAUACAUCCAUAGUCGUGGGUACGUCCAUGCAGACAUAAAAGCCCCCAAUUUGCUGUUGGGGUAUCAUAAGGGCACAGAAAAUUAUGUUUAUCUACUAGAUUUUGGUAUAGCCAGCCGUUAUUUGGAUCAAAAUGGUGUUCAUAAGGAAUAUGUCUAUGACCAGCGAAAAGCGCAUGCUGGAACCUUAAACUAUGUCAGCAGAGAUGCACAUAUAGGUGCAUUCUCUCGUCGUGGAGACCUAGAAACCCUUGGCUACAACAUGAUUCAGUGGCUGUGUGGAGUGUUGCCAUGGGGAGACAAAGAAGAUCCAGAGUACAUCCAUUCUCAAAAGAACAGCUUCAUGUCCAACAUUGCUCUACUCAUGCGCCAGUGCUUCACUAAUUCACAACCACCAACUGUGUUGAGCCAGUUCCUUAAGUAUGUAGCCAGUCUUAACUUUGAAACAAAGCCAAGCUAUGCUUACUGUAGAAAUCUGCUGAAGCAGGGUGUUGAAGAUUCUGGUUAUGUGGAUGAUGGAAUGCUUGUGUUUGGAGAUAGUCCACUUACAAGAAUUAUUGAGAACAGUAAUCAAGGAAAUAAAUGCAGAGCGACAGAGGAUCCUGAAAAUGGCCAAUAUUCACCAGUGGUGCUAAUAAAACGUCCCUCAAGUGAUGUGAUCCAGAAACUCACAGUAUCUUUAGUAGAAGUGUCAGAACUAACAAAACAUAGGCAACAGACAGUUGGCACAUCAUGCAGCAACCGCAUAGGACAUAAACGCAAAGCGACAGAGAAUCCUGAAAAGACAGCAGAACUGGAGCAUAUGAAAGUAGUUUGCAAUACUCUGCAGCAACUUUAUGCAAGUAAUAGAAGGAUUAAAAAAUCUUCAGUGCUCCAAACAUAUAAGUCGUUUACUUGGGAGAAAAUCAUAUUGGGCAAUCCUAAAAAGCAGGAAAAAAAACAUGCAACACUGAACUGUAACCUGCCUUCUAUUAGCCUAGACAAGUAUGAACCAGUGGUGCCAAAGCAACGUCUGUCAAAUGAUGUGAUCCAGAGAUUCACUGCAUCUUUACCAGAACUGUCAGAACUAACAAAACCUAGGCAACAGACAGUUGACACAUCAUCAUUCACAAACUUCAUAGGACGUAAACGCAGAGCAAUGGACAAUCCUGAAAAUACAGCAGCACUGAAGCGUAAGAAAAUAGAUAACAGUACUCUGCAGCAACCUUGUGCAACUAAUAGGAUUCAAAAUUCGCCUUCUUUAGUAUUCAAACUAUUCAAAUGGUUUAAUGGGAAGAAUAUUGUUUCUGGCAAUUCUAAAAAGCAGGUAAAAAAACAUGCAACACUGAACUGUAACCUGCCUUCUACUAUCCAAACCAAGUAUGAACCAGUGGUGCUAAUAGAACAUUUGCCAAAUGAGAUGAUUCAGGAAUUCACAGCAUCUUUACCAGAAGUGUCAGAACGAACAAAACACUGGCACCAAACAGCUGACACGUCAGUAUUCAGCAACCCCACACCAGCCAUGUUGAAGAUUUUGCUAAAAAGGAGGCAGAAGGAAACAACACCAACUCAUUAA